Molecule: messenger RNA, 714 nt
Organism: Leptinotarsa decemlineata (Colorado potato beetle)
Lineage: Eukaryota; Metazoa; Arthropoda; Insecta; Coleoptera; Chrysomelidae
Product: protein ALP1-like
Source: RefSeq, a predicted model, not a curated record
AGAGUUGCAAGAUCUACGAUAGCUCUAUUUUUACCUGAAGUGUGCGAUGCAAUAUAUAAUGCUCUGAAGGAUUAUAUGCGGAUUCCCGGUCAUGGAGAUUGGAAACGCAUUGAACACGGAUUAAGAACUAAAUGGAACUUUCCUGGUUGUGUUGGGGCGAUGGACGGUAAACAUAUAAAUAUACUCGCUCCUGAUGAUACUUCUGACUACUAUAACUACAAGGGCGCCCAUAGCAUUAUACUUCUGGCAUUAGUUGAUGAUGACUAUUGUUUUUCAUACGUAAAUGUUGGGACUAAUGGCAGAGCUUCUGACGGAGGUGUUUAUCAAAAAUCGAAUUUAGCACAAGCUUUGGAAAAUUAUACUCUCAAUUUACCAGGCCAAUCAGUUGUUGUGGCAGACGCUGCUUUCCCUCUAAAGUCAUAUCUUAUGAAACCCUAUCGAACAACUCCAACGCUUCAAAAAAAAAUUUUUAACUACCGUUUAUCGAGAGCCAGACGAAUCGUUGAAAAUGCGUUUGGUAUUUUAGUAACAAGAUUUCGAGUUCUUAUGGAUGCCAUAGAUAUGGCCCCCAAAAAUGUUGAUAGAAUUACAUUAGCUGCCUGCUCUUUACACAAUUGGCUUCGGAAAACAUCUGAUAUGUACAUCACACAAAGAUGCGUCGACUUUGAAGAUAUACAACAACGUGUUGUNUUUGGGUGUUGGGGUUCAACCUGA